Styela clava is the source of this 3830-nucleotide messenger RNA. RefSeq names its product UPF0764 protein C16orf89 homolog. NCBI's taxonomy places the organism in Eukaryota, Metazoa, Chordata, Ascidiacea, Stolidobranchia, Styelidae. The record is from RefSeq and is a predicted model, not a curated record. Gene Ontology annotation, cellular component: membrane; cytosol.
UGGUUUGUUGUGAAAGUUGGAUCUUUAAGCAUUUAGUCUGAAUUAUUGUAAAUUCAUUUGGUUUAUUAGUAAUGAUUUUUAUUAUACCAAUCACUAAACCUAAAAAACUGAAAUUAUUGGCGACAAUUGUUACAUACCAACUGUGAUCAAUAUGAACAGUAUAAAGUUCCAAGUGCAUAAGAACUUCUUGUGAUUCAUUAAAAAUUGAAAUUCUAAUCAAAAAGAGAUGGAAGUGUGCUGGCAUGGUUGUUGCGUCCUGACUCCUAUAUUUUUUCUACUCUCCUUUUACUUUUAUAUCAGUGUUGACUUAUUUAAAAUUGAGUCGGCCCAUAUCAUUAUUAUCACUCAAUUUCUUAUUGUUUGGUUCUUGUUUGCCAUGGCAACAAUAAUCUCAUCAUAUAAAAAAGUUUGUCUCAACCUUUCUUAUGGUAGAUAUAAUACUAAUUUCCCAAGUGGGUAGUCUCUCACUAGUGAACUUAUAUGAGACCCCUCAGCAUCCUAUCUGUGUAAACAGUCAACCUGAUUAUGAACCACCACAUUCGAUCAUCCACACACUAUUUUGAAACAUUUGUUUUGAAAUUUUAGGUACUGUGUUUGUUGUAUUCAGCCAGAUACUCUUAUUAAUAAUUUAUUGUCACAAUGAAAUGUUAUUUGCUGAUAUUUGUGCUGUCUGUCUUAAUUGAUUUCAGAAAUGCUGAGGCUAACACAAAGAUAGAAAGCCUCGAACCAACUUUGGAAAACUUGUUGAAUUCGCUUGAAAAUUUAGUCAACUUUUUCUCAAAACGAUAUGACAAACUCAACUUGGAUGGUUUGUUCGGGCUCAGAAGUGUGCAGGGGGAGCUGAGAAGAGCAUUAGAGAAGGGCGAAUCUGGAGCUUAUCCAGAAGUAAGAGACAACAUUGAAAUUCAAAAUAAAAUUAAAUCAAUUUUAAAAGUAGCUGAUGAAACUGCGGCAUUGGCUUAUCCAGAAGUGAAAAAGAAAGAUCAGGAAUAUUUUUCAAAUUUUAUGCAUGUUAUUGACAAACCAUGGAUAAUGUAUGAGCUUAAACCACAGGCAAUUGGUAAAAUUGUUAAAAGUGAAUUACCUUGGACUAAAUUUGAAGACAUAGGAGAUCAUAAACCAGACCAUUUUGAUGAAAGUGUCAGUGACAAAUGCAUGGGCACACUUUUUGGUAAUCAGGGUUUCAAAAAAUGUGAUAUAGAUGUCUGCUGGGAACAGAUGACAAAACUUGAUACUAAAUUAUAUUAUACGACACAUCAAGUAUUAUGGUUUCAACUUGGUAUAUCCGUAGGUUGCCAUGAUAAGUUUGAAGAAAAGUUGGCAAAUAGUGGAGGUUUGAAAGAGAUGUUUCGAAAGCUGUGUACCAGUGUAGUUUUUCAAAUGGAUUCUUUGUUUAAAAACGGAACAGUACCUUAUCAGUUCCAUGAUAUCUUUUUGGAGCAAGGAAUGAUAUGUGGUGCAAUCGGUUUCAUGAAUACUGUAAAUAGAACAUGGUUGGAAGGAGCAAUGAAGUGGCAGCAUCCAAAAUUAGGAUGUUUUCGCGAGGUGAAUGUAAACCCUGAUUUUGAUUAUAAUAUGGUUGAAGAUCUGAUUUAUAAGAAUAAACUCGAAUGGCAGAAUCGCAAUUUACUGAUGGAUGUUGCAAUGGGUGAUUAUUGCAGUGCUCACCAAUCUGCUGUAGCUGCUGGUUUCUAUGCUGUUUAUCUUCGUUUGUUUUUGGACCCUGAUUAUGUGAAAAAUAUGUUGUUGCCUGACCUGUUCGGAGAAGAUUAUGAAUCAAAGUUGAUUUGGAAACGUAGAAUGCAAUAUUUUGUAUUAGGAUUUCUGAUUUCCUUUUUCAUUCUGUAUUUGAUGGGAAAAAGAAGAAAAUAUAUACACAGGAGAUGCAGAUUUUUGAACUUUUUAUAAUGUUCCAAUUUCUUCAAAAAAGAGAGGCAAGCUUUUUAUAUUUUAAUCAAGAUGUUAUAUUUUAAUCAAGAUGUUAAAAAGUGCUCUAGUUAAUUUGGUGACCAAUUUUAUGAGAUGAGAAUAUAUGAUUAUUUUAUCAGCUAUUGUUGUGAAAGUUUAUCACUGUAUGCAGUAAGAUAUCAGGUUCUCUUUUACUUAUUUUUUAAUUGGAUUUUUAUAUUCAGAUUUCAGACAUACUCAAGUUUGAAUAGACCUUUGAGACAGUCAUAUUAUAUCAUCCUAUACACAUUUCCGAUUAUAUAUAUAUAUAGGUUGUCCAUGAAGUCUUGAAUUUUUUUUUAAUUGCAAAGAGAAUUUAUCGAUACCAUAUAUUGUUUUGGCCCUCACAGAUGAUCGAAUGAAGUAAAAAUACUUGAACAAUUAACGAUUAAAAAACAACAAACCUGGUUGAGAUGUAUUAAGAACUGACUUCAUAACAAAAUUGAAAUGGUAAAGGGACUUCAUGGAUACCCAGACCCUGUUAUAUUAUACAUAUAUAUAUAUAUAUAUAUGUGUGUGUAUUCCACUGACUCUUAUUACAAUUGUGUAUGUAAUUUCAUCAUUGACCAUAUUUUAUAGCAGUGGGCAAUGUCCUGGGUAGUUUAGAACUAUGUUGGGAAAAUAUUUUCCUACCUCAGUUAUGAUUUAAAUUGUUAGUGCAAUGCUAAUUAUCACUUGAUUCCAUACAGAGUCCUCUCAUUAUACACAAGAGUUUCAAUUUAAUUAGCAUCACAUGCUUCAUUAAUUUAUGCAAUUACUUGGUUUUAAAUCAUUAGAUUAUAGGCUUGUCAUACCUGGUCUACUUCACCAUCAUUUUGUUUCCCGUUACCAUAAAUAUUGGCAGUGUAGAACAGAUGGUUAGAAGCAAGUGCUACUGAUAUUAUAUUUUACUUUGUUUUGUUUUUACCCAAGUUCGAAUUGAAAUCAGCUAAUCGUUGACUUUACUAAGCUAGAAGAAUCAUUCCAAGUUUAUUUUCGAUAUCUAUGUUGAGAAAAUUUAUCCAAGUUUUCAAUUUGAAAGCACCAAUAAUAUAGUUGAGUUACUUUAAUUCUUCUUAGUUACUUUAAUCAUUCUGUUGAGUGUUCUAGGGUUCUUUAUUAUUUCAGUUUUCAUAUAGAAGAAUAUUAAGUACACAUUCAAAAGUGAUAAAGAUUUAUAUUGUUCUAUUAUAUCAAGUUUAUUUUCAAUACCUUUGUUUAAGAAAUUUAUUCAAGUUUUCAAUUUAAAAGCACCAAUAACGCAGUUGAGUUACUAUACUAGUUGAAAGAUAUAGAUUUAUGAUGUUCUAUUAUAUUAGCGAUAUUCAAAUUUUUGCCAAAUCUUGUUUCGUCACUUUUAUGUUUUCUAGUCAAUGUUUUGUAUUUUGAAGCAUUUGUUCCGAAUGAAAAUAUAUAAAUAUUAGACAUUCUCUUAGAAUUGUCAAUUGUUUCUGAUAGCCGAUUAUUAUGAAUAGAAUAUCAAGUUGGUUUGCACUCAUUUAUGUUAUUUAUCACUGUAUUUAUUUCGAUUUUUCUACUUUGAACAUACUUGCUCCGGUUCGCAGUAUAUUUUAUCAUCAAUUGUGCCAAAAAGAUUUGCCAAUUAUAAUAAGAUUGCACAUUUUUUCAAUUUAUGCAACUUUCAACUCGCUGCCUUAGUUUGAUGUCUUCUAAUGUAUUAGAAGCAUUUUCGCUACUGUUCAUUAUUUUUUGUUUGAACUUAUUGUAUGAAGCAUGUAUAUUAUGUUUUUUCUAGAUUUUGGUCUUUUAAUGUGAUAAAGAUUUCUGUGAUAAAGAUUGUAUAUUAACUGUUGAAUUUGCGUUUUUUCAUAUUAAAAUCUUGAAGAUGUAGAUGCAAUAGAAUAGAAUUGUGCAACAGAUUUGAAAAAUGUUUUGUUUUUUAG